Messenger RNA from Meriones unguiculatus (Mongolian gerbil), 2264 nucleotides. RefSeq names its product small integral membrane protein 10-like protein 2A (gene Smim10l3). Lineage: Eukaryota; Metazoa; Chordata; Mammalia; Rodentia; Muridae. The transcript is spliced from 2 exons. The record is from RefSeq and is a predicted model, not a curated record. The coding region runs from base 234 to 440 and encodes 68 amino acids.
ACGUCAGGCCGCGCGGCCGGGCCGGGGAUCUAGGCGGUAGCUCGCGGAGGCGCUGCCGGAGAGUGACGCGCCGACUCAGCUCCCCCGCGGCCCGCCCUCCCGCCGGCCUCGCCGCGGUCUCCCUGGCUCCCCGAGAGCGCUGAGCGCUGAGCAGGCGGCCCGGGGAGGAGGCCCUGGGCGACGCGGCGCGGAGAGGGAGGGCGGGCGGGCAGUGGGAAGCCGCGGGUCUCUAUAUGGCGACGGCUCUGUCGGGUCUGGCUGUCCGGCUGUCGCGCUCGGCCGCCGCCCGCUCCUAUGGGGUCUUCUGCAAGGGGCUGACCCGCACGCUGCUUAUCUUCUUUGACUUGGCUUGGCGGCUGCGCAUCAACUUUCCCUACCUCUACAUCGUGGCUUCCAUGAUGCUCAACGUGCGCCUGCAGGUUCAUAUUGAGAUCCACUGAAGGCCACCCCUGACUGACAGGCAUCACCCCAGCUCACUGCAUCAGAGGGCUCAAAGCAUGAGGGGUGGAAGAGGGACCUUGGGCAUUUGUCUGGCCAAUGUAAAGUGGUCACAAGGAGGUGACCUGGACAAACUAUCAUGUGGCCUUAAGAAAAGAAGUCAGAAGGGGAGCCCCAGCCCAUCAGACGUGCCUUCCUGGACAGAUCAGCCUACAGCAGAUACUGAUGGAAAGUCACAGGCCACUGUAGCGGCAUCCUUGGAAAUGAAACAUGAUCAGAGCAAGGCCGGCCUCAUACUUCACAGUGGCUCCGAAGUGCUUCAGUAUCUGAAGGAAUCAAUGGGAAGAAAUUCGGCUCCAGGAGCCUCCGUGAGCAAGGCUGUGGUUCUGUCCUCUGCUCCUUCGGAAGAACAUCUAGCUGGGGUGUCCUUUGGCAUUGGGGACGGACUAGGAAGUGACUUGCCAGGAAGAGGGCCCAAAGCCACAGACUGCCGCGGACAGUACCACAAAGGAGAGUCCUGGGUGUCAGGACAGCCAGGCCAUCCAAAACUGAGGGAAAUGGCAUUCCUGAAAGGAGCACCACUGAAUGCUGUCCCCCAGAGGCUGGGCACAGGGUCGGAACUGUCUUACCCAUAUUCUGAGCUGUGCCAGCCACCAUACGCUUAUGCCCAUUACGAAGCUGUCCCAGAAGACCAGAUGAGAUGUGUGUCCCUCAGCUGUUUAAGCCCUGUCUUUCCAGAGCAAACAGUAGAAAGUGAGAACACUCUCUCAAGUACUUCAGACGGUCUGCAGAUACUCGUGGGGUCACUGGCUCUGCAAUCUUCCAGAUUAGCAAGUCUCUGAUGCCAUAAAGUCUGAGCAGAACAAUAAAAACAGCAGAUUAAUUUUAAAGGUUGUCACCGUUUCUUCUACAUUAAGUCUGGCAUACGCUGCAGCCACUCAGCUCCUGCUCUGAUCCCUGUGGCCAGACACCUCUCCAGUGGCUACAGAGGGACAUUUUGAGCAUGUUUUCAGUCGUUUCAGAAGGACACUCAGAACUGGGAAAUUAUUAACUCUCUGUUGAGUAGGAGGCUUAAAAUGUCCACUCUUUAAAUGACCUUUAUUAAAGUUAUUAACAAACAACAAAGGGAGAGUUACUUUGAGAAAAAAAUAUAAUGUGAAAGAGAUCAGGAGUCCUGGGUCUGGGAGAAGGAAAAUACUUUAUUUGUGACCUAUGUUCUGUUGGCAGAAAAGUCUGAAACUCUUCUGUGAUUUAAAAUUAUCCUAAAUUUAAUAUUUGCAACUUCUUCAAAGUGCCUCCAUUGAAAACUGCAGUUCAAACGGAAGGAGAGGGGCAACCGAGAAAGGACAUUUGCUUGCACAUCUCAGAGGCUAUAAAAUGCAGAGAUGGCAAGACUCAUCAUGGCCAGAGCAAGGCUUACAAGAGUUGAGAGGGCAGCCUACAGGUCUCCCCUUCCUUCAGAUGGCCAGAGGUGAGUGGGCGAGGCGGCAUCUGGGAUGCCCUCGAGAACAGGUUUCCAUGAUAAAGAACUCUGCUCUGAAUGGUUCUCUCUGAUCUUACACAGGACAGACCAGUCACCUAGAAGGAGAUGAUCUCUUUUACAUGAAGAUUAAGUAACUCUCCCCUCGUGGUGUGUUGAUAAUUUUGAUGAAGGUUGUUUAAAGGACAAACAUUCUUAAGCCUCCUACCCAAGAAAGAGUUAAAAACAGCCACAGGAGCCAGGAACCUGACUGUAUAUGUCAUUUAUAUUGUGUGCUAAAUUACUAUGCCAUGGGCUAUUUUAGUGUUUUGGGAAAAUAAUAAAAUCUGUUCUUUAGCAUAAUAAA